UUUCGGCUGCUUUCAUACUCUAUUAUUUCGCUUUGGAAUUUCACAUCGUCGACCGCGCGCAGCUAGAAUAAAAAGCGUCGUUGUCUUACUCCAGUGCAGCAGCAGACGCAGUCGAAAGCAGAGCAGCAAACAGCAGCAGAACAGCCAAAAGCUAAUUUCGCGGAUUCAGUUUCCAAUUCGAACCACACUCGAAUCUCAAAAUGACUACAUACUUCAACUACCCCAGCAAGGAGCUUCAGGAGGAGCUGGCCUGCAUUGCCAAGGCUAUUGUGGCCCCAGGCAAGGGCAUUCUCGCCGCCGAUGAGUCCGUCUCGACCAUGGGCAAGCGUCUGCAGGACAUCGGUGUGGAGAACACUGAGGAGAACCGUCGCGCCUACCGUCAGCUGUUGUUCACCUCGGACCCCAAGCUCGCUGAGAACAUUUCGGGUGUGAUUCUGUUCCACGAGACCCUGUACCAGAAGACCGACGAUGGCACUCCCUUCGUUGAUGUGCUGAAGAAGAGGGGCAUCAUUCCCGGCAUCAAGGUCGACAAGGGUGUUGUGCCACUGAUGGGCUCUGAGGAUGAGUGCACCACUCAGGGUUUGGAUGAUUUGGCCGCCCGCUGCGCCCAGUACAAGAAGGACGGCUGCGAUUUCGCCAAGUGGCGUUGCGUCCUGAAGAUUGGCAAGAACACCCCAUCCUACCAGUCGAUCUUGGAGAACGCCAAUGUGCUCGCUCGCUAUGCUUCCAUCUGCCAGUCGCAGCGCAUUGUCCCGAUUGUGGAGCCUGAGGUUCUGCCUGAUGGUGAUCACGAUUUGGACCGCGCCCAGAAGGUCACUGAGACCGUCUUAGCUGCCGUCUACAAGGCUCUGAAUGACCACCAUGUCUACUUGGAGGGUACUCUGCUGAAGCCCAACAUGGUGACUGCUGGCCAGAACAGCAACAAGAAGAACACCCCCGAGGAAAUCGGCCUGGCCACCGUCUUGGCCCUGCGUCGCACUGUGCCCGCCGCUGUUCCCGGUAUUACUUUCCUGUCCGGUGGUCAGUCUGAGGAGGAGGCCUCCGUCAACCUGAGCGCCAUCAACAAAGUUCCUCUGUGCAAGCCAUGGGCCCUGACCUUCUCGUACGGUCGUGCCCUGCAGGCCUCCGUCUUGCGCGCCUGGGGCGGCAAGAAGGACAACAUUGGCUCCGGCCAGAACGAGUUGAUCAAGCGCGCCAAGGCUAAUUCGCUCGCUUGCCAAGGCAAAUACGUGGCCGGCUCGAUUCCCUCGUUUGCGGCAUCAAAAAGCCUGUUUGCUAACGGCGAGGCUGCUGUUGGAAAGUACGUGCCCGGAAGCGCUGGUGGCGGCGCCGGCUCCCUGUUUAUUGCCAACCACGCCUAUUAGGCGCCCGCAGGAGCAUAAUAAUACACAAUAAAAAAAUUAUAAAAAAAACAAUUAAUAAUAUUGCCAAUUUGAACUUGGCAGUUUUGAUUAUUUAUUAUCUAAGUUACAAGCAAGCAAAUCGCUAAAAAGCAUGUGAAAAAUAACCAAAAAAAAAAAAAUUAAGAAACAAACAAAUGAAAUUAUGUUUAUUGAGACGCAAAUUUUUUUUAGUUCUAAGCACAAUGUGUUGAAGUUAUGCAAAUUAUAUUAUUAUUACUGAAAAUACAUAUUUCAAUGUUUCGAUGUGCCAGUAUGUCGUAAAUCGAGUAGCACACUAAUUGAACAACAAUCAAGAACAACAAGAACAACAACAACAUCAACAACAAGAACAUGAAAAAUAACAUCAGUGGGCACAAAAGCAGCAACAACAACAGAUUUGCUUUGAACAUUGAAGUUGUCUCUUUAUCAAUUUUUAUAUAUACAUAUAUUUAAACUUUCUGCAAACGUUUGUACACAAAACAAGAGAAGUAAUACGAAACGCAAUCUUUUUUUAUAAUUAUUAUUAUUAUUAUUAUUAUUACAAAUUAUGAUUAUGAUUAUAAUUAUAAGCAACCAAAAUGACGCAAAUAAACAAACGCAAUACAACAAACAAACAACACAAAAUCUAUGACAAAUACUUACAAAUUAUUGAAGCUGAUAUACAUAUACAUACAUUUUAUUAAAGGUAAACAUUGUUAUUACUUGAAAAAAAAAGAAGAGUAAAAGUAAAAUGGGAAAAGUUAGUUGUGACUCCAAAACUGUAGUACACACAAAACUGUAGGAAGUAGUUGUAAUGCUUUAACUUGCAGACAGCUCUGCUAACUAAACCAACAUAUUGUUAUAAUGCUUAUUGUGGUUAAAUCCUUCUCAAUUACAUUUUCGUUAACUCAGGCAUGUCUUGCAUUACUAAAUACGAGCAUAUGAAGAAGGGAGUGCUUAUAUAGCGAAGCAACAGAAUAGAUCCACUCUUAUAUAUUGAUGUAUAUACAUACACAUAUAUUAUAUAUUUAAACUAUGUGUUGAUCAACUUUAUAUUUCUGCAUAUCGUUGUUAAUUAAAUGAAAAUGAAUUACUUAUCGAAACAACAAUACAAACAAGUUUUAUAGUUCAAAUGCAA
Scaptodrosophila lebanonensis is the source of this 2499-nucleotide messenger RNA. RefSeq names its product fructose-bisphosphate aldolase (gene Ald1). Lineage: Eukaryota; Metazoa; Arthropoda; Insecta; Diptera; Drosophilidae. Gene Ontology annotation, cellular component: cytosol. The coding region runs from base 201 to 1364 and encodes 387 amino acids. The transcript has 5 exons. The record is from RefSeq and is a predicted model, not a curated record. Gene Ontology annotation, molecular function: fructose-bisphosphate aldolase activity. Gene Ontology annotation, biological process: glycolytic process; fructose 1,6-bisphosphate metabolic process.